Molecule: messenger RNA, 864 nt
Organism: Mesocestoides corti
Lineage: Eukaryota; Metazoa; Platyhelminthes; Cestoda; Cyclophyllidea; Mesocestoididae
Source: the annotation of a GenBank genome assembly
AGAGCAGCUGGGAUUCAAGUUGUAAAACCGCAGUUUGCUUUUCCUAAAGGACCAAAUCAGUGGGGACGAGCAACGAUGAUGUUUCCUGAUGACAUCUGGUUUGUCUGCGCCAAAGGUCACCUUCAGUCACCAAUCAACAUCCGGCUCAAGGAUCUAAUAUUUGACCACACGCUGAAACCACUCACCUUAACAUUUAAUGUGAGCAACAUGGGCCAGGAUGUGAGCAUUCUCCUUGAAUCCGAUGGCCCCCCCAUCCACUUUAGCGAGGGGCCUCUUUCUUACCAAUAUCGAUUACACGGCGGAGUAAUUAAAUUUGGUAGCACCUCUCAAAUUGGCUCUGAGCAUCGAAUUGAAGGUAAAGCAUUCCCUGGGGAGAUACAAUUUUAUGCGUAUAAUUCGGAUCUUUAUCAAAAUUUCUCUGUUGCUGUUAACAAACCGUAUGGACUUGCAGCGAUUUCGUUGUUUCUUCGAAUAGGCCAAAGUUCGACACCAGAUAUCUCCGCUCUUCUAUCUUCAGUUGCUGAAGUCAGACGUCUGUACGGACUCAUACUCAAUACUCUGUUCCCGAGCACACGGGAAUUCAUAACAUAUCAAGGUUCGCUCGGCUUUCCCGCCUGCUACGAAACUGUAACUUGGAUACUACUAAACGAGCCAGUCACCGUGACUGAAGAACAGAUGAAAGGCCUGCGCACAUUACGAAUGUCAGAAUUCAAGAACGCAGGAGCAAUGGCCGACAACUUCCGUCCUAUCCAAAAAUCCAACAACCGUUACGUCCGAACUAACAUUAAUUUUAAUGCCAGUGUAAGCAAAUUGCAGGGGUUUUACAGGAACCUGAAUCGUGAUCUCAAGGAAUGGAAGCUGUGA